CGUGGGAAAAUGGCCCACGCCCAGAUCUCCAUGUACCUGCCCCCCGACGUCAACCCCACCCAGGCUGCCACUGCCUACGGCUGCCGGGCACUGCCCAAGCUGAAUGAGGAGCUACAGUCGGAGGACCUGCUGACGAGGCAGAAAGCCCUCGUGGCUCUGUGUGACCUCAUGCACGACCCCGAGCAUGUCUACACAGCCAUCAGCAUAGGCUGCCUGGAGAGCCUGAAAGCUUUGCUGAAGGACACCAACGACCUGGUACGCGUGAAGACCACCGAGGCACUCUACAUCAUGGCCACCCACAACGUGGGCAGAGACGGCUUUCUGGAGCACGACGUCAUCCGCGCCCUGUCCUUCCUGCUGGACGACCCCCAGUCGGCCUGCCGGGAGAACCUGCACCUGGCAUUCAAGCACCUGGCCCUGCUGCCUGCAGGUAGGCUCGCCGUGGGCGCUCGGGCCGCCCUCGGCCUCCUCGCCCGGGCCUCCCCGGACGAGGCGUCGUGGGGCUGGAGAUCACAAUUGUUCCCCAGCCGGGAAAGCCUGUCGUGCUCCCUCGCCGCAGCCUGGCCAAGUGCGAGCCGUGUGGCUGUCCCUGUCCUGUGGCUCUGCCGUCCCCGAGGCUGGGAGAGGGGCGUCUUCUCUCUGCCCAGCGCCGCCUCCGUCUCCUCGCCCGCCGGGUGCCUCCCGGGAGCUUGA
Molecule: messenger RNA, 693 nt
Organism: Hippopotamus amphibius kiboko
Lineage: Eukaryota; Metazoa; Chordata; Mammalia; Artiodactyla; Hippopotamidae
Gene: RSPH14
Product: radial spoke head 14 homolog
Exons: 4
Coding region: 10-693 (227 amino acids)
Source: RefSeq, a predicted model, not a curated record